AUGACUAUCCAAACCUCGGGAAUAGCAGCAGAAGCAUAUGCCAGAUGGAGCGGCAAUGGCAAGCCUACUGCUCUGUGGCUAGACUGUGAUACUGGUCACGAUGAUGCUUUUGCAAUUCUUCUAUCUGCCCACUGCCCGGCGUUGAGAUUGUUGGGCAUCAGUACUAUCUAUGGUAAUGCUCCUCUGGUCAAGACCACGAAAAACACUAGGUCUAUCUUGAGAGCGAUUGGCCGCGAGGAUGUUCCUGUGUAUGCUGGUGCUAGCAAACCUUUUUGCCGGCCUGAGGCUUCUGCUCCUGACAUUCAUGGCGAGUCUGGAUUGGAUGGUACCACUGUCCUGCCUGAGCCUGGAGCACCGGAACGUACGGAUAUGUCUGCAGUGUUGGCUAUGUACAAGGCUUUGAUAGCAGAGCCACCGAAGACGGCAUGGCUUGUUGCAACUGGUUGUCUCACAAAUGCGGCUCUCCUGUUUAACACUUUCCCUGACGUGGUUGACCACAUUGCCGGACUUACGAUCAUGGGCGGCGCUGUCGGAGGUGGUUUUACCAAUGCACCAAUGGGCUCGCUCGAAGGCGAGGGAGAGCGAUUUGGCAACUGGACCCCUUGGGCCGAGUUCAACAUUUACAUCGACCCUGAGUCCGCGCAAUCUGUCUUCAGAAAUCCCAUCCUUGCAGCAAAGACGACAAUCGCUCCAUUGGACUUGACGCAUCAAAUGCUAGCAACGCCAGAGAUCUGUCAGGAACUGCUCUAUGGGUUUGACAAGGAAGUGGAUGGCACUGAAGCCUCGGUCCUCCGCGUCCUGUUCAACCAAAUCCUCACCUUCUUCGCAAGUACAUACGCAGACGUAUUCGGCUUGACAGAGGGACCUCCAUUGCACGAUCCCCUGGCCGUCGCGAUGACCUUCCUUCCCGAUUUAUUUGACGACAAGGGCGGAGAGAGAUUUGAUGUCAAAGUCGUCAUUGACGGCGAACACGGUGUUGACGAGAUUGCGAGAACGACGUCGCAAUGCGGUCGUACCAUUCUGACACCGUUGAAGGCUGGCGAGCCUGGCGUACGCGUACCUAGAGGCUUGAAUGCAGGACUCAUUUGGAGAAUCCUAGACCUGUGCUUGAAGCAAGCAGAAGGCGAGAAACCAAAGACAAUGGCCAUGUCAGCACUGUGGAGCGUGGCCGAAGAUCUGUAG
Molecule: messenger RNA, 1182 nt
Organism: Aureobasidium melanogenum CBS 110374
Lineage: Eukaryota; Fungi; Ascomycota; Dothideomycetes; Dothideales; Saccotheciaceae
Product: nucleoside hydrolase
Exons: 5
Coding region: 1-1182 (393 amino acids)
Biological process (GO): purine nucleoside catabolic process
Cellular component (GO): cytosol
Molecular function (GO): purine nucleosidase activity
Source: RefSeq, a predicted model, not a curated record